GCAGAAAGCGGCCCACACCCCCUUCGUGCUUGUUUGCUCUAGGGUUUUUGCCACGCCGCCGCCGUCCCUCUGCCCCUCCGACACCACCGAUACACCAAGAUGACGGCGCAGGCUGCGGAGGAGCUCGCCGCCCAGAUCGAGCAGCAGAAGCUCGAGGAGCAGAAGACCGAGGCAGAGGAGGUUGUGGUGGAGGAUGAGGACGAUGAUGACGAGGACGAUGACGAUGAUGACAAGGAUGAUGAUGAAUUGGAUGGACAUGAAGGGGAUGCCAGUGGCAAGUCCAAGCAAAGCAGGAGUGAGAAGAAGAGCCGCAAGGCCAUGCUGAAGCUUGGCAUGAAGCCCAUCACUGGUGUCAGCCGCGUCACUGUGAAGAAAAGCAAGAAUAUGCUUUUUGUCAUCUCCAAGCCAGAUGUGUUCAAGAGCCCGAAUUCAGACACCUACGUCAUAUUUGGCGAGGCCAAGAUCGAGGACCUCAGCUCUCAGCUGCAGACCCAGGCUGCAGAACAGUUCAAGGCUCCUGACUUGAGCCAAAUGAUCUCGAAGCCUGAGACAUCUGGCCUGGGUCAGGAGGACAAUGAGGAGGAGGUUGACGAAACUGGUGUUGAGGCCAAGGACAUUGAGCUGGUCAUGACCCAGGCAACUGUUUCGAGGGCCAAGGCUGUCAAGGCUCUCAAGGCUUCUAAUGGGGACAUCGUCACUGCCAUUAUGGAGUUGACUAAUUAGUGUUAUUUUUGUCAACCCUUUUUUUUAAACCAGAUGUAUGGUAUGGUAUGCAGCUUGAGCAUUAUCUGUGGACCAUAAUGCUUGCUUAGAUAAUUUUAUCAUGCUUGCUUCUUCGGUCAAGGUCAUUCAAACAUGGUUUCAUCUUUGCUGGCUUAUGCCUAGCAACAGUUUAUGGCACAGGCUGUUUGUCAAUGGCUCUGGUAUUUGACACUA
This is a messenger RNA of Sorghum bicolor (sorghum), 936 nucleotides long. Its product is annotated as nascent polypeptide-associated complex subunit alpha-like protein 1. Gene Ontology annotation, biological process: protein targeting to membrane. The record is from RefSeq and is a predicted model, not a curated record. Bases 100 to 723 code for a protein of 207 amino acids. The transcript has 4 exons. Gene Ontology annotation, cellular component: nascent polypeptide-associated complex; cytoplasm. Lineage: Eukaryota; Viridiplantae; Streptophyta; Magnoliopsida; Poales; Poaceae.